AAAAUUUUGAGCCUUCCAAUGUACAUACAGCUGGGAAAGGAAAAUUCACCGAAGCCAACCUGCCUCAUGUUAGCAUGUUGGUUUUUCUCGGCUUUCUGGUGAUUUUAAUCUUGGGUCAACUGGAUCGUUAGAAAUUAAUUGGUGCUGAGUUUUGGAAAGUGAACGGCAAACCGGGGUGCAGAUUUUCUUUUCUUGCAAGCAUAAUCACACUUAAAGGGCAUAUUUUGCAAGACAUAUAGUGAUUGAAGAUGGAUAUUAAGGAAGCAGAAAGGGUGGUCAUUGCCAAACCAGUUGCCUCAAGGCCUACUUGUUCUACUUUCAAAUCUUUCUCAGAGCUCCUAGCAGGUGCAAUCAAUGCUUCUCCCGCGAUUGCAUCUUCUCAAACUACAGUUUCUGCCAUUAGACCAAAGACAGUGAGGUUCAAGCCAACAAUAAAUCGCCCUCCUGCUGGAUUUGUUUCUUCUCAGGAUGACAUUUUUGGAAACUCACUUUGUGAUUCUCCUGACAAGACUCCUAAACUUGAUACCAAACAGUCACUCAUAUACAAGCCAACAGCAAAACUCGUGUCAAGAACAACCGUUUCACUUUUAGCAAAUAUGGGAAAUUGCGGUACUAGUCAGCAACAAACACGGCAAUCAAUGGAGACCAAUCUUCAACAUUCCAUCCAUGAAAAUAUUAGAACCAAUAUGAGCUCAAAUCUUCAUCAUUGUAUUACUCGAAAUGCUGAAAUAAAUCAAACCAGUGAAACUAGUAAGAUGGUACAGCAGAACAUAGAGGAGGACCAAAAAGCUUUAACAUCCUCAACCAAUUGUGAUCGACCUUCUUAUGAUGGGUAUAAUUGGAGGAAAUAUGGUCAGAAACAAGUAAAAGGAAGCGAGUACCCACGAAGUUAUUAUAAGUGCACACAUCCUAAUUGUCCAGUGAAAAAGAAAGUUGAAAGAUCAUUUGAUGGGCAAAUAGCAGAAAUUGUUUACAAAGGUGAACACAACCAUUCAAAGCCACAGCUUCCUAAGCGGAACUCAUCAGGGACACAAGGAUCAGGAGUGGUGUCUGAUGGAAUGGUUCAAGAUAUUUGGAGUAAUAAUCAAAGUGAGAGGAAUGAAGGAAACGAAGAGAGAAUUGAGAACACGGGACUUUCUAUGCAUUCAGAUUAUCAUGUUAAAGCCCCACAUCCUAAUGAUUCUGUUCUAAUUGGUGCAACUAAUGCUUGUGGAGGAAGCACAGAAAAUUCGUGUGGUCUAAGCGGGGAAUAUGAGGAAGGAAGCAAAGGAUUUGAGGCAAAUGAAGAUGAACCAAGAAGUAAAAGAAGGAAAAAUGAGAAUCAAUCAAAUGAAGCAACAUUUUCAGAGGAUUUAAUAGAGCCGCGCAUUGUGAUGCAAAGUUUUACGGAUUCUGAAAUACUUGGAGAUGGCUUUCGCUGGAGGAAAUAUGGGCAGAAGGUGGUGAAGGGAAAUCCAUAUCCCAGAAGUUACUAUAGAUGUACUCAUAUCAAGUGUAACGUUCGCAAGCACGUAGAGAGAGCAAUAGAUGACCCAAGGGCAUUUGUCACAACAUACGAGGGAAAGCACAAUCAUGAGAUGCCACUCAAGAACACAGGAAGCGUGGCCUCCGAAAGAGAUUCACAGGCUUCACUUAGUAAAGAUAAAUCAUGAUUGAUACUUCAAAUUAGUUAACAACAUUAUGACCCAAUGGCAUUGGCACAAGAAUACAAAACUAAUUGAGAGGAUCCAUUACCUUUAUUUCCUAAACUAUGCUCAGAAUAAUUGAAGUUCAUCAGAAGAUAUUGACAAUUUCGAAUGCAUUAACUACUGAUACUAGGAUAUUUACUCAUGGGGCAACUUGUUGAUGCCGGUGGUGGUAAUUUGUAUCAUAUUUAUGGAAUCAGUGGCAUUCUUCAAUAAUUUUGCAUCUCUGCUAGCUGCCUUGGUAUACCAAAUCGGUAUAU
Molecule: messenger RNA, 1945 nt
Organism: Abrus precatorius (Indian licorice)
Lineage: Eukaryota; Viridiplantae; Streptophyta; Magnoliopsida; Fabales; Fabaceae
Product: WRKY transcription factor 44
Exons: 6
Coding region: 249-1652 (467 amino acids)
Biological process (GO): regulation of DNA-templated transcription
Molecular function (GO): DNA-binding transcription factor activity; sequence-specific DNA binding
Source: RefSeq, a predicted model, not a curated record